AAAUAGUGAGUAAUUAGUUUUUUUCAUUUCAGAAUUAUCUGAAGACUUGGUUCUUCAAAGUCUACAAGAAGGAGACGUGGACCAAACCAGUACAAUAGAUGUAGAAGAUGAAGUAGUUACAUUCAAAUUGAAGUAUUUAGGUAGCACAGUAGUAGAAAAAGUAUCUGGAGAAAACAUCAGUGUAGAAGCUGUUAAGAAUAUAAUGAAAACAGCGAAAGCUAACAAAGGUCGGAAGAAGCUACAGAGGGUCAAUGUGAAUAUUUCUCUGAAAGGAAUCUCUGUAACUGACUCUCAAGGAACGGAUAUCUUGAAGAUAUCAGUAUACAGAAUCUCCAACUGCUCAACAGACCCCACACAUCGCCAAAUCUUCUCCUUCAUCUCAACAGACAGCAAUGAGACCAUGGAGUGUCACGCUUUCAUCUGCUCCAAAAGAAAAGUAGCAGAAACUGUCACAUUGGCAGUAGCGCAUGCCUUCAGCACAGCUUACGAAGCCUGGAAGAUCCAUCCUAGUGGGAAGGACUUCGGGAAGGAUAUUCCCAAUGAGAAGGAUCUUCCCAAUGGGACGGAUCUUCAUAAUGGGAAGAAUAUUUUCGAUGGAAAUGAGUUCGGGAAAGACAUCUUUGAUGGGAAGGAUCUUUCCAGUGAGAAGGAGCAGAAGGAGAAUGAAAAGAAUCAGCUGAAUCAACUACCUGAAUCUAUUGAGAAAGCAGUUGAGAUUAUCCAGGAGGAAAAACUGAUAGACUUUGAUAGUGAACCUUGUGGGAAAGAGGAUUUAUUCGGACAGCAGGAUAUUACUGCACAAUGGGUAUGUUUUGAUGAUGAUUUUGUGAAUGAAACACCAUCCAAGACAUCAGCCUUCAAAGAAGUAGAUCUGAUUUUCGCUUAGCCAAUUGAAUUAAUCAUAUUGAUCUGAAUUGCGCUUGAUAUUAUUUAUAAUCUAGUUAAAAUAGCUGUAAUUUGUAAAAUAUUGUAUGUAUCACGCUGUACCAUUUUUUAUAUGUAUAUAGAUAUCAGAAAGUUAAUAAUAUAAAAAAUAUAGGAGUAAAUAUAAGUUAGUUAAUGGAA
Acanthoscelides obtectus is the source of this 1065-nucleotide messenger RNA. The record is from the annotation of a GenBank genome assembly. NCBI's taxonomy places the organism in Eukaryota, Metazoa, Arthropoda, Insecta, Coleoptera, Chrysomelidae.